This is a messenger RNA of Psilocybe cubensis, 1950 nucleotides long. RefSeq lists its product as uncharacterized. Gene Ontology annotation, biological process: transmembrane transport. NCBI's taxonomy places the organism in Eukaryota, Fungi, Basidiomycota, Agaricomycetes, Agaricales, Agrocybaceae. The record is from RefSeq and is a predicted model, not a curated record. The coding region runs from base 1 to 1950 and encodes 649 amino acids. The transcript is spliced from 15 exons. Gene Ontology annotation, molecular function: ATP binding; ATP hydrolysis activity; ABC-type peptide transporter activity. Gene Ontology annotation, cellular component: membrane; fungal-type vacuole.
AUGGACUCAUGGUAUAACCUACCUCGUGAAGGAGGUGUAGCGUAUGCGGCCCAAGAAUCAUGGGUCCAAAACCAGACCAUCAGGGAAAAUAUUCUUUUUGGUUCAUCGUACGAUGAAAUACGUUACCAGAAAGUCAUUAAUCAGUGCGCACUGAAGCACGAUCUGGAACUCUUUGAGGCCGGAGAUAACACAGAGGUCGGUGAGAAAGGAUUGACUCUGAGUGGCGGACAGAAGGCACGUCUGACUCUAGCACGAGCGGUGUACUCAUCGGCAGAGAUACUGCUACUUGACGACAUACUUGCUGCCCUUGACGUCCACACAGCCAAAGCGGUGGUGAACGAUUGUUUGAAAGGGGAUUUAACACACCAUGUCACUCUCACAACUCCAAUCUCCGACUACAUUGUUUCAGUCGGUCUCGACGGGGUUGCUCGUGGUGCUGGCAGUGACAUAUCAGGCGCGAUUUCACAAGGAAUCGAUCUGGAAGCGGAUGAAAAUGAUCAACUCGAAAACAAGGCCGAGACUACAGUCGGUGAAGAAGUCGGGAAGAACGGAAAGCUCAUUCUAGCCGAGGAAAUUGAACAAGGUCGAGAUUUUGGGGGUCCCAGUAUGAAAAUCAAAACCCGACCGAUGUCCAGUUUUCAUACGGCUCUGAUACUCUCCGCACUAGUUUCAACCCUUUACAACUCUGCAACUAUCAGAGCAUCGAGAUCAGUCAACGAUCAGCUAGUCGAAUCUAUUCUUACCUCCACAUUCAGAUGGUUAGAUGAGACGCCUUUGUCCAGAAUUGUUGCACGAUGUACUGGGGACAUAGCAACAGUCGACGGGUCGAUCCAAAAUUCCUUCUACUUUGUCGUAGAAAUCAUGACUUGUAUGAUGGUUCAGUUGGCAAUCCCAGCCGUCGUGGCGCCUAUGAUACUUGGGCCAGGUCUUUUGGUUGCCAUUGCCGGUGUGUAUGUUGCCAACACAUAUCUCAAAGCACAGUUAUCUGUGCAGCGAGAGAUGAGCAACGCACGGGCACCUGUGCUAGCUCAUUUUGGGGCAGCUAUGACUGGCUUAACUUCUAUACGGGCGUACGGUGCUCAAGAACUUCUGAAAGCAGAAUCGUUGAGAAGGAUCGACCACUAUUCAAAAAUCGCCCGGGUUUCCUACAACCUAAAUCGAUGGCUGUCCAUCCGUAUUGACUUUAUUGGUGCCUUUUUUACGGGAGGGGUGGCGUCCUAUCUGGUCUCGCAGACAAAUUUGAGCUCGGGAAACAUCGGUUUUGCUUUGAAAAUGGUAAUCUUUUUCAACAGACUUGUUCUGUAUCUAGUCAUGGAGCACAACGAUCUCGAGGUGCAGGCUAACAGCUUGGAGAGAAUACAAUCAUAUAUUGAUAUUGAACACGAACCAAAGCCAACCCAGGCUGGUAAACCACCAGCGGCAUGGCCAACCAGCGGAACCCUGCGUCGCAAUUUGGAUCCUUUCGGUGAAAACGAUGAUGCUACCUUGAAUAAUGCCCUCCGUGCCGCUGGUCUGUUUUCCUUGGAAGCAGAGGAGGAAGGAGGACGUAUCACUUUAGAUAGCAACAUUUCAAGCGCAGGCGGGAAUCUGUCGGUUGGACAACGUCAGAUCAUUGCACUAGCCAGAGCUAUUGUCCGCAAUAGCAAACUGCUCAUUCUGGAUGAAGAUCACAAAACCGACUUGAUUAUACAGUCAUCUCUACGGAACCAACUUGGUGCAGAUGUUACUGUAUUGACCGUGGCUCAUCGACUCAGGACCAUUAUGGAUGCCGACAAAAUAAGGGGUACUGACUCAUACCAGCUGGUCCUGGACAGUGGAAAAAUGGUCGAAUUUGAUUCUCCGAGAACGCUUCUCGGUUUGGAAGGGGGUUAUUUCAAAUCCCUCGUGGACGAAAGUGACGACAGGGAGUCGCUAUAUAAGAUAGCUGAGGCAUCUUUGGACCGGAAGUAG